This is a messenger RNA of Hevea brasiliensis (rubber tree), 2127 nucleotides long. RefSeq names its product cyclin-SDS. The record is from RefSeq and is a predicted model, not a curated record. Gene Ontology annotation, molecular function: cyclin-dependent protein serine/threonine kinase regulator activity. Bases 125 to 1780 code for a protein of 551 amino acids. The transcript is spliced from 7 exons. Gene Ontology annotation, cellular component: cytoplasm; nucleus; cyclin-dependent protein kinase holoenzyme complex. Gene Ontology annotation, biological process: regulation of cyclin-dependent protein serine/threonine kinase activity; mitotic cell cycle phase transition. Lineage: Eukaryota; Viridiplantae; Streptophyta; Magnoliopsida; Malpighiales; Euphorbiaceae.
ACUCACUAACUUAACAGCACCAAUACGGCAAUACCACGCAUCUCUCUCCCUCUCUGCCCUGAAACAGAUAAAAAAAAAAAAAAAGUCUCUCCUGCAUUUCGAAUUUUAAGCUAACAUAAAAUUUAUGCUCAAAUCGAUUAAAUUCAAGCCAAAAUUCGAACCACAGCCUUACAUCAUGAAGAAGCAAAGAACCAAACGUCCUCGCCGAAUUCGCUCUCCGGUUCUUAUCUCGCAUUUGAAUUCAGCUCCUCAAAGGAGCCGAGGUUUCUCUGCUUUCUCUGCUGAUUCAAUCCCCUGCUUCUGCUUAGGAGAUGAAUUAUCUUGCGAUUCAAGCAGAGUUGUAGUCAAAUCCAGCGCAAGUAAGAGAAAGUCACGUGAAACAGAAGGAAUCGAAAGGAUUGAAGACGUUCCGUUUCGGAGAAUCACGAGAUCUUACUAUAAGCAGAAGAAAAGCGAGAGGAAAGAAAAUGAAAUAGAAGUGAGUGAAUCGUCUUGUGUGGAGUCGAAUUCUGGAGCUGAUUCUGAGAAUAAAAGAAGUUCAAAGUUGAAGAAGAGAAGUGUAGACUCAAAGGAAAUUCCUAUAAAUGAAGAUUUUAUGUCGGUUACCCGAUCGGAGAUUUCCUCUGUUCAGCAAAAUUUGUGUUCCGGUAGCCGAAUUUUGGAGAACGUAUCGGAGGAUAAGGAAAAUGAUACCGUUUCUAUCGCUUCUGGUGCGGAAUCAUGCUUGAGAGUUCUCGAAGUUGAUCUUGCUUGCGCAGAGCGCAUCUCUUACGACGAUGCUGCUACGGAAUACUCUUCUAAUCAUGAGACAGCAUUCUCUGAGCUACAAUCGGAAACAUUUUUAGAGAGCUCAUCGGACAUUGAGUUCUCAUAUCACACGCCGUCAAGUUUCUUGGAUACUGGAAGCGAAUUCUCCGAAAAGUCAAUUGAUGAUUCUCCUCCUUCGCAUACUUACUCAUUGUUUCUCGAGUUUAAACAACAAUUCUCGCGAUCAAGCGUUGCUCUAGACAUUAUAAGAUCCUUGCUCAUUGAAGCAGAGUACCUAGAACAUUCCAGCUUUGUGAAGUUCGAAGAUGAGGAAGACGAGGAGAGCUACCAAAGGCUCCGGGAAAGAGAGAGAAGGCAAUUAUUUUUGCACGACUAUGUCGAGUUUUACUGCUCCACGACGGAGUACGGUGGUCUCAUCUUAGAGCAACGGUUGCAAAUGGUCCACUGGAUUGCUGAGCAAUCAACUGCAAAUGAGUUUCAGCAUGAGACAAUGUUCCUUGGAGUUGGUCUUCUGGAUAGGUUUCUAAGCAAAGGAUUUUUCAAGAACAAGAGGAGCCUUCGGAUUGUUGGAAUAGCCUGCCUUACGUUGGCCACCAGAAUUGAAGAAAAUCAGCUCUACAAUAGUUUGAGGCAGAACAAUUUCACCAUAGAGAACAGUGCGUACAGCAGAUUUGAAGUUGUAGCCAUGGAGUGGCUGGUUCAGGAGGUACUCAACUUCCAGUGCUUCUUGCCCACCAUCCACAACUUCAUGUGGUUCUACUUGAAAGCUGCUAGAGCUGAUGCCAGGGUAGAGAAGAAGGCAAGAUGCCUGGCAAAAUUAGCGCUAUCAGACCAUGAGCAUCUUCGGUACUGGCCCUCAACAGUUGCAGCAGGACUUGUGAUUUUGGCUUCUCUGGAAAGCGAUCAAAUCGAAUGCUACCAACGGGUCAUCGAGGAUCAUGUCAGAACAAAAGAAAAUGACUUGCAUGAAUGCAUAAAGAAAAUGGAGUGGAUGCUACAGUAUUUAAACUAGCAGAUUAGAAGAGAGAGGAUUCUUGUCCCACCUUUUGUCAAUUGACAUUUGCUUCUCAUAUAUCUCAAGCCAAUGCUAAAAUGCAAACUACUGUUAGCUUUCGUAAAUCCUAAUAAAAAAAAAGGUUAUAGAUAUCUGAUUCUUUUUCAACUUGGCAAAAAAUGCUUGUUGUAAUCUGUCCAUAAAAGGCAGGAGAUAAAGUCUGCAUCAUUUACCAGGCUAGUUUAAAGUUGGAGUACAUGAGUAAUUCUUUGUCAGGAAUCAACUAUUCAAUGCAUUCUUUUGUUAAAAAUCUAGUACUAUGCAAGCAAUGACAGAUAUGCAGAACAAAAAUGUUCUUUCCGGUU